This is a messenger RNA of Ctenopharyngodon idella (grass carp), 4466 nucleotides long. It is a transcript of the gene valopa, whose product is annotated as vertebrate ancient long opsin a. The coding region runs from base 1854 to 3002 and encodes 382 amino acids. Gene Ontology annotation, molecular function: G protein-coupled receptor activity. Gene Ontology annotation, cellular component: photoreceptor outer segment; membrane. The record is from RefSeq and is a predicted model, not a curated record. The transcript is spliced from 9 exons. Gene Ontology annotation, biological process: visual perception; G protein-coupled receptor signaling pathway. NCBI's taxonomy places the organism in Eukaryota, Metazoa, Chordata, Actinopteri, Cypriniformes, Xenocyprididae.
CCUGCUGGUUUAAACCAGAGCCGUUGGGCUCUGGUUUUCCUCAGACUCUCUUUAUACUUAAUCAUGUCUCACUCUGACAACUUCACUGAUACAUGAAGUUAACCUCACAAGCCCAAACAAGCCCUCGAUCCCGAUAAUAUGAGCAGCGUUUGACUGGAAAAGACGUCGAAGUGUGUCGUUGUCUCGAUGAAAGAAGUCCCGGACAUUGAACUCGAGUGUACAGAUGUCUAAAGUGAAAAGUGUGACUAAAACGUCUUGAAGAAAUAUGGAAGACAUCUGUGGUCAGUAAAAGAGGCUGCUGCUUUUGGACUAGAAAAUGUAUCAUCAUAGAGUUUUGGAAUGACAUGAGGAAAUGUGUAACAUGAAGGCCUGAAUUUGCUAAAGACUGGUACAAAAGAUGGAACUUUCAUUUGAUGACCUUCCAAAAAUGUCUUCACCAGUGGUUGAGCUUCACUAAAGCUUCUAAAGGUUAAACACUGAACACCUGCAAAUGAGCCGCAGGUCCGUCACAGGCAAUAAAUCUUCAUCUUUGCGCAGCGCUGACAGGGUGCCGGGAUCAAAGCGGGCCGCACCGGCUCCAGCAGCAGAACCAGGGUCAUCUUCUGCUCGGGAGACGGAAAGUUUGAGUCCUUCAAGCGUCCUUCGCUUCUUCAGUCCAAAAGACUUAUUGCUACAUUUAUGAAGCCUGUCAGUUUGAAUUAACAGAAGCUUCUUAUGCUGAUCUGGGAUCAGAUUUUUUUGCAUUUUUGUGGGGUUUUUUUUUUCUUUGCGUGGGCAAUGAUCCUCAGUCAAUAUCUAAAAAGUCUGUUUUUAAGUGUGUUGUGACAACUUGCCCCACUAGAGGGUUCAACGUGUUGCUUGAAGUGUUCAACUUAAAUGUUAAUGUUUGGGUUUUGUGACUUUAAUACGUGUGUCUAUACAGAAAAUGAUUAUAAACCCAACCUGAGAAGUAUUCACUGUAGUAAAAGUGACAAAGUCUCCUGUACAACACGCUUUCUAAGCUCAUUUCUUUUUAAAACUUGAUAUGAUAUUUAUUUUAUCAAGUACUUGGGUGAGAAAGCUAACUCUACAUGAAUCAUUUUAAUUAUACAAAACCAUAUUAUGAUGCAUCUUUUAUAUUUCUCUAUGAUCAGCAUCUUUUGCAGUAGGUCGCAUUGUAUUGACCUGCACUAAUGCAGCGCGCGCUCGUUCCAGUGGUGAUGUUGCGCGCGCUGCUGCGAUGCAUCAGAGUGGCUCUCCAGGGUCUCCAGCAUCGAUUCUCUCCUCACACUCCAGUUAUUCCAUAGAGAAAAAGCAUAUAGCUCAGUGACCAAGACAAUCGGCGUAGUAUUGACGAAAUCGUUUAGCUGUCCCGUUUGGUCGUUCAAUGACGGGAGUUAGUGGGACCGCGCGCAUCGAUUGUUUACCAGAAUUACGCAUCUGCGUGUUUCUAAAGCCAAAUGGAUGAAGUUAAUAACAUAUCUUCUGAUUGUGUCAUGUCACGCGCGUGUGCAUCUUUGGAGUGAAAGGCGGAACGAGUGAUUCCUUGAAGCUGGAGCGCGACUGUCAGAAGCGCAGAAGUGAUGAUGAUGAUGAAGGCGCAGUUACGUGAAUGACCUGACCUGUGAUGAUCGCCUAUAUAAACACCAUCCAGCAAGAGAAAGUCAACAAAACCACUCCAGACGUGAUUCAGGACCACCAAACGCACUCAACAAGUCCACUGGACUCACCCACUUGAUUUCAGGACACUGGAUUACGCUGCUAUAAGGGACAAACAGCGAAAUAAUCGCAUGAUACUCAUCAGUGCAUGCGCCGGAUUCGCGAUGCACGGUGACUUUCUCCAAAUGUAGGUGAGAUUCUGCUCGUUCGGCGAGAUGGAGUCAUUUGCGGUGGCGGUGAACGGUGUUUCUCACACUGAAGAUCCGUUCUCCGGACCUCUCACGUUCAUCGCGCCCUGGAACUAUAAAGUCUUGGCUGCGCUGAUGUUCAUAGUGACCGUGGUUUCCCUCUGCGAGAACUUCACAGUGAUGCUGGUCACAUUCCGGUACACACAGCUCAGACAGCCUCUCAAUUAUAUCAUCGUCAAUUUAUCUCUGGCUGACUUUCUUGUGUCGGUGACUGGAGGGACUAUAAGUUUUUUAACUAACUACCACGGGUAUUUCUUCUUGGGUAAAUGGGCUUGUGUUUUGGAGGGCUUUGCAGUCACCUUUUUUGGUAUCGUGGCUCUGUGGUCUCUGGCCGUCCUGGCUUUCGAGCGCUUCUUCGUGAUCUGUCGGCCCCUGGGGAACAUCCGUCUGCGAGGCAAACACGCGGCUCUGGGUCUGCUGUUUGUUUGGACCUUCUCCUUCAUCUGGACCAUCCCGCCUGUCCUGGGCUGGAGCAGCUACACCGUCAGCAAGAUCGGCACCACCUGUGAACCCAACUGGUAUUCGGGAAACUUCCACGACCACACCUUCAUCAUCACUUUCUUCACCACCUGCUUCAUUCUUCCGUUGGGAGUGAUCAUCGUCUGUUACUGCAAACUGAUCAGGAAGCUGAGAAAGGUGUCCAACACUCACGGCAGGCUGGGUAAUGCCAGGAAACCGGAGCGUCAGGUGACCCGUAUGGUGGUUGUGAUGAUCGUGGCCUUCAUGGUGGCCUGGACUCCCUACGCUGCCUUCUCCAUUGUGGUUACGGCCCAUCCCAGCAUUCACCUGGAUCCUCGACUGGCAGCCGUUCCAGCGUUCUUCUCCAAAACAGCGGCCGUCUACAACCCCAUCAUCUAUGUGUUCAUGAACAAACAGUUCAGGAAGUGUCUGGUUCAGCUCUUAAGCUGCAGUGACGUCACCAUUGUCGAGGGUAACAUCAACCAGACCACCGAACGCGCUGGCAUGACCAAUGAGAGCAACACAGGGGAGAUGUCCGCCAUCGCCGCACGGAUCCCCUCGGCUGGAACCGUCCCACCUAAAACAGAGGAGCAUCCCAAUGAACGGAGCUCAUUUGCCAAAAUUCCCAUUCCUGAGAACAAAGUAUGUCCGAUGUGAUUGCAAACACACUCGAGACGUGUGCCAACUCUGUCCUCUGUCGCUCGUGUACUCUGGAUGAAUGAAUUUACGUUUUCUGAAUGUUGGCGUCUAAACUUUUAGUCUAAAUGGUGUUCACCCAGCAUUACAUUUUGCCGCUAAUGCAUGACAAAGAGACACUGGUGAAAUUACAGAAAAACACUGAAAUAGUGUUGGGGAAGAAGCUAUAAAACUACAAACUACCUUCUCAAAAAGUAUUUCGCUACACUGCAAAAAAAAAAAAAAAAUGCUGAUAUUAUUUCCUUGUUUUAAGUGUAAAUUCACUUAAUUUUGAUCAAUUUUUCAGAAAACAAGACUUUUAUAGUUUAUUUUAAAAUAAGAAUGUUUUGAUAUUUGUACUGGAAUGAAAAAGAUUUUUUUUUUUUUGCAGUGUGCAACAAAAGCUACUAAUAAAAAGUACCGGACUACUUUGAGGCAUAAGUGCGAUGAAUUUUAAAAUAUUAUUUUCAUUUAUCUUUUGCUUUAUUUAGCAACAGUUGCACAGAUUAUAGAUUAAUUUGCAAUACUAUUAUUUUAUACAACUAAUACAGUAACACUUUAUUGAGGCCUUUAUGUAUAUUGCAUACAUAAUGUGCAUUGUAAUGCAUUAUAUAUUUUUGUAAAUAAUUGUAAGUUAAAAUGCAUUAUAUUUGCAGAUUUACUUACAUCUGAAAUUGGUUGUUUGUCAUGUGUUUUAAUGCAUUAUAUUUUGUAAUGUGUAACAAUGAAUGGAUAAGUAUUGUAACUGUGGUUACAAUUAUUAAUAAGAUCAUACAAUUCAUUAUAAGGGAUAAUGAAUGCAUUAAAUAUACAUUCAUAAUGCAUUAUAUAUAAAGGCUUCAAGAAAAGUGUUACCACUAAUACUAUCCUAAAACUGUCCAUACUGUGGCAAUACCAUGGUACUACUAUAGUACUUCAAUAUAUGCCAUGGUACUAAAUUAUAACCAUAUACCAUGAUAUUUACAUGGUAAGAAUUCAUUGGAAGAAUGGAAUUAACACAAUACAUGUUUAAAUAAACCAUUUUUUAAUUUAAGUACUUUCUUGCAAGAGUGAGCUGAAAACACAAGUGAUGGACCCAGAAAUUCACUAAAUAGUCUGAGUGUGUUAGUGUUUUACUGCAUCUAUCACUGCGACAGAAAAACAGUGAUGUCGCAUUUUGUCACUCAACACUGAUACUUGUUGGGGGGAAAAAAAACUAUUUUUAACAGCUGAAAUACUGAAAAAUGUAGUUAAUUUAGUAGCACUGCUGCUUAAGUUAGUUUCUCCUCAACACUGCACACAUGACUCAUGAAUGUUGAUCAUCAGUUACUGGACUUUCAGAGUCUCCUUCACUGCAACAUUUGCACAGAUACUCUAGAAAUCUGACAGAAAAUCAGACUCAAUGCAAACCAAUCAGGUGUUUCACUGCAAAAAAUGAUGUUCUUCCUCAGUGUUUUUGUCUUGUUU